Molecule: messenger RNA, 414 nt
Organism: Parnassius apollo (apollo)
Lineage: Eukaryota; Metazoa; Arthropoda; Insecta; Lepidoptera; Papilionidae
Source: the annotation of a GenBank genome assembly
AUGCGCGGGUUUAUAAUCCUAGCCAUGGUGCGUAUGAAUGUACUGAGUGAUGCCCUAAAGUCAAUUCACAAUGCCGAAAAACGGGGCAAACGGCAAGUGCUUAUUCGGCCUUGCUCUAAAGUUAUUGUCAAAUUCCUCACUGUGAUGAUGAAGCACGGGUACAUUGGUGAAUUUGAAAUAGUAGAUGACCACAGAGCUGGUAAAAUAGUAGUGAACCUUACAGGCAGGUUGAACAAAUGUGGGGUUAUCUCUCCCCGUUUUGAUGUACCUAUCAAUGAUAUUGAAAGAUGGACUAAUCUGCUUCCUUCUCGACAAUUCGGAUACCUUGUCCUGACAACCAGUGGUGGUAUUAUGGACCAUGAAGAAGCCAGGAGAAAACAUCUGGGAGGAAAAAUUUUAGGUUUCUUUUUCUAA